AUGGCAGCUUCUGGAGCCUUCGCCACGUCUCCCUGGCUCCCCAAACAGGGAGUGAAAGUCCGUGUGCCUGUCGCCAGGGAUUCAGGUAUUUACCUGCAAGUCAUUCGUAUCCAGAGCAGCCCUGUCUCCCACCUUGGUGGUGACCUACUGGGAUCAGCUUUAUUUCUUGGAGGCAAUGAAGUGAAGAGCCGAGCUGUGGUGAAAUACUCUUCUGCCCCUCCUCGAACAGCAUUUGCACGCCUGGAAGAGAAAACAGACUUGAAACUCCCACCUGCCAACUGGUUACGAGAGAGUGCCAAAUUGGGGCCAGCAGGAACUACCAUUCUUGGCAGUACUAAGAAAAGCAAGCCAUUUUCAAGUUUUGGCAUGGCAUAUGACUUCAUUGAUUCGGUGGGAAAUGAUGUGGAUGUUGUCUCUGACUCUGAAAACAUAAAAAAGCUCCUGAAGAUUCCCUACAGCAAGUCCCAUGUAAGCAUGGCAGUACACCGCAUAGGAAGGACUCUCUUAUUAGAUGAGCUGGAUAUUCAAGAGCUCUUUAUGCGAUCAUCUCAGACUGGUGAUUGGACCUGGUUGAAAGAGUUUUAUCAAAGACUAAUUGAUCAGAAAUGGCAGAGGAAGAAAAAGAGCAAAGAGCACUGGUAUCAGAAGGCUAUUCUUUCCAAGUUUUUAUAUUACAGUAUCAAUGGUGAUGGAACUGCUCAGCCUGUCCCACCUGCUGCAGAACAGCAGGAAUCGUCCAGUUCAGAUCAGACGAAUGACUCAGAAGGGGCUUCGUGGCCUGCCCCCUUUGAAAUGCCGUCUUCAGUUCCUGAAGACCCCAGUGCUUCUAGUCAGGGAAGUGAGCCUCUUGAACCCUCAUACAUAGUGGGGCAUGUGGCCUCAGCACCCAAAGAACAAAACCUGACUACUUUAUUCAAUGACGGGGAGAACAGUCAGGGUCUUAAAAAUGAUUUUGUUCGGAAUAUUUUGUGGACAUUUGAAGAUAUCCAUAUGUUGGUCGGCUCCAACAUGCCUAUAUUUGGAGGAGGCAGAUAUCCAGCAGUCAGCUUACGUCUCAGGGAUAACAACAAACCAAUUAAUGUGCUAACUGGAAUUGACUAUUGGUUGGACAACUUGAUAUGCAAUGUACCAGAGCUUGUGAUGUGUUUUCAUGUAAAUGGAAUUGUACAGAAAUAUGAAAUGAUAAAGACAGAAGAGAUUCCUAAUCUGGAAAAUUCUAAUUUUUCUACUAAAGUCAUAAAAGACAUUGCACAGAAUAUCUUAUCAUUUCUGAAAUCCAAUUGUACCAAAGAAGGACAUACCUAUUGGCUUUUUAAAGCAAGUGGCAGUGACAUAGUGAAGCUCUAUGAUCUCACUACUCUUUGUGAAGAAACUGAAGACAAAUACCAAAACCCAUUCACAAUGCCAGUGGCCAUUCUCUUAUAUAAGGUUGCUUGCAACAUGAUGAUGAAGAAGAAUCAAAAUAAGAAACACUAUGGGACUAUUAGAACUUUGCUUCUUAAUUGUGUUAAAUUGUUGGACAAAAGCAGGCAUCCUCAAAUUAUUGCUUCAGCCAAUUACAUGCUUUCAGAACUUUUCCAAUUGGAUGAGCCUAAAAAAGAAGAAAGUUCAGAAUCUCCUUUAAAUGAGAAUUCUGAUGAAAGUUACAGUGAAGAGGAGGAGGAGAUGCCAGACAGCGAUGAAAAUGGAUCCUACAGCACCAGCUCUGAUCCGUCAGAUGAUAACAAAGCAGUAGCUAUAAUUAAGUCUGUUGGAGAAUUGUCGGUACCAGAAAAAUACAAAUCCAUUCAUCAAAUCAGACCCAGUUGUGCAUUUCCAGUCUGUCAUGACACAGAAGAGCGCUGUAGACUUGUACUUAGCUAUGUUCUGGAGGGCUUAAAAUCUGUAGAUAGCAGCAUCAAAAAAGAAAGCGAUCUUCCUGCAGCUGACCCCAGCACCCCAAUCCCGUUAAAAUAUGAAGAUGAAUCCACAAGGGGGGGUCCCGAGGGGCUAGAGAAGCAGAUGGCCUUGUUUUUGGACAAAAUGGGCUCCCUUCAGAAGGGUAAUUAUUCCAGUCAAUCUGGAAUGAUCCCUGGUUCUUGGCAACAUAAAAUGAAACUUCAGCUGAUUCUCAAGUCAUCAAAGGCCUAUUACGUCUUGUCUGAUGCUGCCAUGAGUCUUCAGAAAUAUGGAAGAGCAUUACGAUACAUUAAAUUAGCCUUACAGAGCCAUGAUACUUACUGCUGCCUCUGCACCAACAUGCUUUCUGAAGUGCUGCUGUUCCUUUCUCAGUAUUUGACACUCUGUGGAGAUAUCCAACUAAUGCUGGCCCAGAAUGCAAAUAAUAGAGCAGCACACCUGGAAGAGUUUAAUUAUCAAACAAAAGAAGACCAGGAGAUCCUACACAGUCUUCACAGAGAGUCCAGUUGUCAAGGAUUUGCAUGGGCAACUGAUUUGUCUACAGACUUAGAAAGUCAACUUUCAGUUAGUUGUAAAUGUUAUGAGGCUGCUAAUGAAAUCUUGCAAUUUAGUGAUUUAAAAAGCCAAAAUCCAGAACACUACAUACAAGUACUGAAAAGAAUGGGUAACAUUAGAAAUGAAAUCGGUGUGUUUUAUAUGAAUCAGGCCGCUGCAUUACAGAGUGAGAGAACAGUGAGCAAAUCUGUGUCUGCUGCAGAGCAACAGUUAUGGAAAAAAAGCUUUUCUUGUUUUGAAAAGGGAAUUCACAACUUCGAGUCAAUUGAUGAUGCUACAAAUGCUGCCCUUUUAUUAUGUAACACGGGGAGACUUAUGCGAAUUUGUGCACAGGCGCACUGUGGUGCUGGUGAUGAAUUUAAACGUGAAUUUUCACCAGAAGAAGGCUUGUAUUAUAAUAAGGCUGUUGAUUACUAUUUGAAAGCUCUAAGGUCAUUGGGAACACGGGACAUACACCCUGCUGUUUGGGAUUCAGUGAAUUGGGAAUUGUCCACUACUUACUUUACUAUGGCAACUCUACAGCAAGAUUAUGCUCCAUUAUCUAGAAAAGCUCAGGAGCAGAUCGAAAAAGAAGUCAGUGAGGCUAUGAUGAAGUCUCUGAAAUACUGCGAUGUUGAUUCAGUAUCUGUUCGACAGCCUCUUUGUCAAUAUCGAGCUGCAACCAUCCAUCACAGGCUGGCUUCCAUGUACCACAGCUGUCUGAGGAAUCAGGUAUUGUUCCAGUUUAAGUUCAGUGCCAAUUUAGGCCAGAAUAGCAAUGUUGGAAAAUUGAAAACACUAUCAGGGGCUCUUGAUAUAAUGACGAGAACUGAACAUGCAUUCCAGCUCAUCCGGAAGGAACUUGUAGAGGAAUUUGACCAGCAUAAGACUGGUGAGACUGCUGCAGCUGCUGAUUCUUCUGGUCUUAAUCGAGAAGAAGUGAUAAAACUCCUCAGUAUAUUUGAGUCUCGGUUGUCAUUUCUUCUCCUUCAGUCCAUCAAACUCCUUUCUUCAACUAAAAAGAAAACAAGCAGUAACAUUGAAGAAGACGUAGUCCUCAAAACCAACAAGCAGAUUUACUCCCAGCUUUUGAGAGCGACUGCGAACAAAAGUGCAGCGCUUUUGGAAAGAGUCGAUGUCAUCAUCCGUUUGCUGGACCAGCUUGCUCCCGGCAGCGGGGCAAGUGGUGGCGCCGUGCAGUGACUUGUGCACACACCUGUGUCUGCAGACGCACUGUUGGUGCCCUCUGAACAUGGGAGCUGGUGUGUCCAUUUGGUGCUUCGUGUCAUUAAAUGUGAGGGAAAUGUCCACUUAAAAUAGGUGCAGCAGUGGAAGUACGGGGUUAUCCUUGCCCACAACAGAUAAAUUAUGGUUGAGUUCUUUGGCUUCAUUUGAAGUGCUGAAAUCCGUCAAACUUAAAGCUUCCAGCAUGUUUCUUUGAGAAGUACAUAGUACGGCAGUAUUAAUAGACUUGCUGUGAUGCAGUUACACUUCUAAAUAUUUUUGAAGUAUGUUAAGCUACACGGGUUUAAGAUGCGAUUAUUUUGGAUAAAAUGUUACUUUCGUCAAGAGAAGUUUUAUCCAAAUGAUUUUAUAGUUCAAGUGGGUUUAAGAAAUUUCUAGUACAUCUACAACGUCUCCUACAUUGCACAGAAAAAAAGCGUGCCCUUUUUAAGCUUCAGUGCAGGAUUUUCAAAGACUAGCCAUUGUGCAGUUCUCUGUAUUUAAUGCACGUUCUGAAGGGACUCACUUUUCUUUGACUUUAUAUGAUAGUUGGUCAAGAAUAGGUACUACCCUUUUUUUCAUUUUAAACUUGAAAAUGUGAAUAAGGCAAGGAAACUAUUUUGAAUAAAUUAUUUAUUUUUAAAAAUGUCUUUGUAUUUUUCCAUUUUGCAUUUUUCACACCGAGUUUUGAUUUGAACUCAGUUUAAUUAAUAAACUUUACAAAGUAAGGAUCAAAACAUUAAAA
Galeopterus variegatus (Sunda flying lemur) is the source of this 4402-nucleotide messenger RNA. It is a transcript of the gene EDRF1, whose product is annotated as erythroid differentiation regulatory factor 1. The record is from RefSeq and is a predicted model, not a curated record. Bases 1 to 3636 code for a protein of 1211 amino acids. Gene Ontology annotation, biological process: positive regulation of DNA-templated transcription. Lineage: Eukaryota; Metazoa; Chordata; Mammalia; Dermoptera; Cynocephalidae. The transcript has 24 exons.